AUGACUGAAUGGAACAUUGAUCAAUCAGUUGCAGAGACAAUGGCGGCAGCGUUACAGAGCUCAGUGAAGAGAGUGAGGACAAUGGGCAGCACUUCAGAGUCUUCUUCUUCUUCCUUUAAGGAUGCAUUUGGAAAUUACGCUGAUUAUCUUAAUAACCUCAAUGAAAAACGCGAAAGAGUGAUAAAAGCGAGUCGGGAUAUCACUGUGAACAGCAAAAAGGUCAUAUUUCAAGUUCAUAGAAUCAGCAAGGACAACAGAGAGGAAGUUCUUGACAAGGCAGAAAAGGAUUUAGCUGCUGUGACAGAAAAGUAUAUGUCCAAGUUGGUGAAAGAACUGCAAGGGACCGAUUUUUGGAAGCUAAGACGAGCAUACUCUCCUGGGGUACAAGAAUAUGUUGAAGCUGCAACUUUCUGUAAAUUCUGCAGAACUGGGACUCUUUUGAAUCUGGAUGAUAUAAAUGCUACUUUGUUGCCGCUAAGUGAUCCAUCUGUUGAGCCCUUGCAAAUAAAUGUCCUUGACUAUCUGCUGGGGCUUGCAGAUUUGACCGGAGAGCUGAUGCGGUUGGCAAUCGGACGAAUAUCAGAUCGUGAGCUUGAAUAUGCUGAGGAGAUAUGUCAGUUUGUACGUGAUAUCUACAGGGAGCUGACCCUUAUUGUCCCACAUAUGGAUGAUAGUUCUGACAUGAAACUGAAGAUGGACACAAUGCUCCAAAGUGUGGUGAAAAUAGAGAACGCUUGCUUUAGUGCCCAUGUGAGAGGAUCAGAAUAUAUGUCACUGCCGGGAUCCAGUGAGCCAAGUUCGUUUUUGCUGGGCCUAUCUGAUGCCGGUUCUCUGUUUGGAAACACAGAGAAGAGAUGUUUUUCCCCUUUAUUGCCAGCAGAAAGAUUUUGGACCACUUACAGGGGCAAGUUUGUCCAUGUGACUCCUUCCUCCGCCUUGCUGCAGGUAACUGUGCUACCAAUGCUUGGAUUUGAAGGCAGUGAAAGCGUUCAAAAGGCAAUUUUGGAAUGGGAACAGUUCGCUGUAGUUGCUUGUUAA
Molecule: messenger RNA, 1038 nt
Organism: Dovyalis caffra
Lineage: Eukaryota; Viridiplantae; Streptophyta; Magnoliopsida; Malpighiales; Salicaceae
Source: the annotation of a GenBank genome assembly